UCCACGAGUCUAAUGAGAAAAACAAGGUCGUCAUUAAACAGCAGCUGGUGGUAGCACAUGGGUUUCAUACUGGCAUAUAGCUGUAGGUAAUAGAAGUCAAGUAGCCCACACUAAUGACACUGGGUCUCUGUUAAGGAAGUAUUCAGUAAUUGGACAGGUUGAAAGGAGCUACAGCCUUGAAGGUAUUUACAAAGUGUCUGAAACCCAAAGCACACAGUCUGAAUAAACCACUGACAGAGCCAGGACGGGACAGGGUUGAUAUCCUGCAAUAGAGUAAUUCAGAAGUUCACCUGCUACAAUGAGGCUUAUCCCAGUCCUGCUCAUCGCUGGAGCUUGUGAAGUAGUGAUAUGCCAGGCACAAGACAGCUUCUUCUGGCUGUCUUACCUGCAGCGCCGGUUUGGUUACAGCGAUUACUCUGGGCAGGCGGCAGCCAGCAUGCGUGCCAGGGAUUGCCCCCUGGAGUGUGACUGCCCUCCCAGCUUCCCGAUCAGCAUGUACUGCGACAGCCGCAACCUCAAGCAGAUCCCCUUCGUGCCUUCCCGGAUGAAGUAUGUGUACUUACAGAACAACCGGAUCAGCUCCAUUCAGGACGGGGCUUUUGACAACGCAACCGGACUGGUCUGGAUCAUGCUACACAGGAACCAGCUAACCAUGGACAAGAUCGGGAAAAUGGUUUUCUCCAAGCUGCAAAACUUGGAUCGGCUAUAUCUGGACCAUAACAACCUAACUAGAGUGCCCACCCCACUGCCGCGGUCCCUGAGUGACCUCAGGCUGUCCAACAACAAGAUCAACAAAAUCCAUCCCAACACGUUCGAAGGACUGGAGAACCUGACUUCCUUAUUACUCAACUACAAUCAGAUCCCUGACAUCGGCACAGCUCUGAAGGGGCUGAAAUCGCUGUCCCUUCUGGAUCUGAGCAACAACAAGCUGAAGAAACUGCCGGGGAAUCUUCCAGACCGGCUUCACCAGCUCUAUCUGGAGUUUAAUAAGAUCAACGCCAUUCCGGACGAUUAUUUUAGGAAAUUCCCCAAACUGCAGUAUGUGAGGCUCUCAAACAACGAGCUGACCGACAAAGGGAUUCCCUCCAACACUUUCAACACCACCAGCUUGAUCGAGCUGGAUCUCUCCUACAACAGACUGCAGAAGAUACCCUCGGUGAACACCAAUCUGGAGCACCUCUACCUGCAAGCUAAUGAGAUCACAGAGUUCUCAAUCAACAGCUUCUGCCAGGUGAUUGACAUCAUGAGCUUCUCUCGGCUACAAGUCCUGCGAUUGGACGGCAACAAGAUCGCGCACAACAAGAUCCCACCAAAGGUGGCGCUGUGCCUACGCCUGGCCACCAUCAUCGAUGUGUAGACUCAGAGAUGCUCGGAGGGAACGCAGCUUCAUUCCCAGAAGAGCUAGACCAGAUCAGCAUUCUUUUUACAGCAUGAUGCGUCUGAACGUGAAUGGGUUCUCCUUGAUUUUAUUGAUCGAACGCAUCUAAUACAUUGCUUGGUUAGUCUCUUUAACCACCCGCAAGCUUUUCUUGGCUGUGAAAGCUUUUCCGUUUUAGUGGGCUAGGAGGAGGGAUAGUGUAUACCGGAAUGGUUUUAACCUGUAGUACCUGGAGCAUUAGAACAAAGUCAAUCAAGUGCAUAUGAACAGUACAAGCACAUGAGCAUAAAGUUAAACAAAAAGUAUUAUUGUCUUUUAGGGUUAGUUUUUCACUAAGAAAGAUACAUACUUAAUCGUUUGUUACGCGCUCAUUUUGUAUACAUAUCAGCUAAUUUAUCAUGAUAUCAAAAAACAUUUGAAUAUUACUUUUAAAAACAACACUAGUUUAAAUGUAACUUUUGUUGAAACAGCCAGUGCAGGCAUUCAGUGUGCUUCCCCUCCCAACUGCUUUAAGUCAUAAGUGUCUUUGCAUGGGAUUUUUCCAUAGCACACAGUGCCACCUGAUGAAGUUGCAGUUAGAGUAAGAAUCUUUAAAGAAAGACAAAUGAGAGUUAUCUAAACUGCCUGAGCUAACAGACAGCAUGGAUUUUUAGGAAAGAAAGAUACUGAACCACUUGAGUCAACAUUUCAGAUGACAAAUGCUGUGCCUGAAUUCCGGAUACCAGCAGACUGGGAGGGUACAGGAGCUGGGCUGUUAGAAAAUAACCAAAGCCAAUGGAAAAAAGAUCCACAGCACUGGAGGUGGAACAACUAUACCAGUGGCUGCUUUAUUUCAUUCGGACUUAGUGGGAAAGGGUUAAAUAAAUACACACACACACGCACACACACACACAAAAACAAAUCUCUUGCCUAAUACCUUAGUUUAGCUUAUAUAAAGAAGGCUCUCCUCUUGGCAUGUAUCCUGUCAGCAGCUUCUUUCAGGGGUUUGAAAUCCCACCAGAAAUACAAACUUUGGUUUGUUUGAGCUUUACAGUCUCAAAGAAACUGCUUCAGCUCCCUCUUAAAAAAAUAAAUACAUACUGUUUAUGGUUUCAUACCAUGAAAAGGAUGCCAAAUAUUUUGUUUCCAUAUUUUCAAUGAUUUAAAUAUAUAUAUAUAUAUAUAUAUAACAUAUACUGUAUCUUUUAUACAGUGUAUUGAAAAUAUAGGUUGUUGUCAAGCCAAAAAGCAUGUAUCACUAUGUAUUUUUUGUUUUCUCUGUGUGGGGUUGUGGGUCCUUAUUAUUCAAUACUGUGCACUGCCACAGACAAUUAAUAUAUGCAAUACAUAUGCAUGUGGCAGUUUGGCUAUGGGGUUUCUCUAUUAUCAUAUUAAUAAUGUAUUAUUAUUAUUAUCACAUCUCACACUAAUGCUGGUGGUUUUAAGGUUGUGUAUAACUGCUCAUAGAGGAAAAUUGUGAUCUAAAGCUGGAUUUAAAUCCAGUUCAUAAAGCUGUAUAAUUAUAUAUUUUUUAUUACUAUGUCAC
Messenger RNA from Acipenser ruthenus (sterlet), 2903 nucleotides. Its product is annotated as fibromodulin-like. Lineage: Eukaryota; Metazoa; Chordata; Actinopteri; Acipenseriformes; Acipenseridae. The record is from RefSeq and is a predicted model, not a curated record. Gene Ontology annotation, molecular function: protein binding. Bases 299 to 1357 code for a protein of 352 amino acids. The transcript has 3 exons.